GAACGCCGUCCCGGAGGUGGCGCGCGUGACGCACUUCCGGCCUUUGUAGCCGGUCACUGUGCGGGCUGUGGUUGUCAAGGACCGGGAGGCGGUGGGGCCUGGCGGGGUGGCCUCUCCUCCCGCGGAUGCUCGGUUUUAGGAUUUUCAGAGGAAAAGAUCAAAGGGAGUCAUCAAGGAUAGAUUCUUUUUCUGAAUAGUGAAGCCUAAAAUGGCCACAGCCUCAGUCCUUCAGACUCCAGAGAUGCAGGAAGGACGUCUGGCAGUAAAGGUAGAAGAGGAGGAGGGGGAUUGUGCCUCUGGGCAGGAAUCUGGCCCGUGGAGAGAUCACCCGCAUAGCAGAGAGAUCUUCCGUAGACGCUUCAGGCAGUUCUGCUACCAGGAGACCCCUGGACCCCGCGAAGCUCUUCGAAGGCUCCGCGAGCUGUGCCGCCAGUGGCUGAGCCCAGAAACGCACAGCAAGGAGCAGAUCCUGGAGCUGCUGGUGCUGGAGCAGUUCCUGACCAUCCUGCCCGAGGAGCUCCAGGCCUGGGUGCGGGGACAGCACCCGGAGAGCGGGGAGCAGGCGGUGACCGUGCUGGAGGAUCUGGAGCGGGAGCUGGACGAGCCGGGAGAGCAGGUUCCAGCCUGUGCCCGUGAGCAGGAAGAGUUGGUGAAGGAGGAGGCAGGUCGGGGAGCAGCCCAGGACUCAUCAAGCGGCCAGCCCCCAACCUUGGAAGGGCCGCGUCAGUGCAGGUCGCGGGAGGUGUGCCUGCUUCGGGAGAUCGGGGAUGAGGCUGGGGCUUGGAGUGUGCAGUCAGCCCCGAAGAGGGAGCUCUGUAAAGAAAAGAAAUGUCUUGUGGAAGUUCCUGAGAAACUGAACGGUGACACUCUUCUGGGGCCUGAGUGUGCAGACACAUGUGACCAGGAGGGCAGGUGGGAGAGGCAGCGGGCCAGCUCCUCGGCGGAGAGACCCUACGUCUGCGGUGAGUGUGGGAAGAGCUUCACCCAGAACUCCAUCCUGAUCGAGCACCAGAGGACACACACCGGGGAGAAGCCCUACGGGUGUGAUGAAUGCGGACGGGCCUUCAGCCAGCGCUCGGGUCUGUUCCAGCACCAGAGACUCCACACCGGGGAGAAGCGCUACCAGUGUGGCAUCUGUGGCAAAGCGUUCAGCCAGAACGCGGGGCUCUUCCAUCACCUCCGGAUCCACACGGGGGAGAAGCCCUUCCAGUGCACCCAGUGCAGGAAGAGCUUCAGCCGACGUUCUGUCCUCAUUAAGCAUCAGCGAAUUCACACUGGAGAAAGGCCUUAUGAAUGUGAAGACUGUGGCAAGAACUUUAUUUAUCACUGCAACCUCGUCCAGCAUCGGAAGGUCCACCCUGGGGUGGGUGCCGCUAGCCCCCUGGAGCAGGUAGGGCAGAGGCUCCCGGUGUCGGACCCUAGUGGAGGUGGUGGGGCAGGCUCUCACUUUGUCCCUGAAGCAGAGUCCUAGGAAAAGAAUCGUUCGGUCCUCUGGAGUGCAGACUGUGGAAGGUGUCCGUGUUUUUAUGCUGAGAGAAGCAUAAUAUGUUAAGUCCAUCUGUCAGCUUCUCUGGGGUCUGUGACAUCCGUGUUUGCAGUAGUGAACAAUGUUGUGGUGACUUCAUCAACUGGUCCCACACCUGUCUGUGCAGAAAGUUCUCCAGGUGUGCUCUAGGAAAACUCAUGCUACCUGAAUACACAAUUAUGUUAAAAGUCGUUCGAGUAUUUAAAAAUUAAUUUAAAAAUAAUGGCAGUAAAACUUGCAACUUAAACGAUUUGUUUUCUCAUAAGAUAUGAUAAUUUGCUUUUUAACCUACAAAAGGGGACAGAUAACUCUCCCAUAGAUACACAGAAGGCUUCUCCUGUUAAGAACUCUGUAGAGUUCCACUGACUCCGCCUUCAGUGAGGAACCAAGGACCCAAGUGAGGACACAUCAAUGUGUUACUGUUGCUCGAGAUUUCAGAUUUGUGUAGACCAAGAAACUUCUCUAAAAAUCUCGUAUCUCACUUCUGAUCUUCAUUACGAAAAUAUAGGCCUCUUUGCAUUUUUCCUGUGAUUUAAAGCAUUUUGGAUUUUGCUUUCUUUAUUUAACCCUUAGUUAUACAAAAUUUCAAACAUCUACAGAAGUUGAAAAGUAUGAUCAGUCUUCCACGUUGAUUGUUUUUAUAAGCUCCAUGCUUCUCAGCAUUACCUAUUAAUUACCACCAAGGUCAUGCUUAAAAAAACUUCUUUCCCUUAACACUGAUUGAACGUUACCAAACUUUAUACUAAGCCUAGGACACAAAGGAAAUGGGAAUCUAUGUGAUGACAAUCCAGAUUGGAGUACCAAAUACACUGCAGGUCACUUAACCAUGAUAGAAACAUCAUAAGGGACCCUACAGAUAACUUCUGUGCCCCUUAUAUGAUACAGAAACGGAGGCUGGAAGUGACUGCGGACCUUUCAGCUGGUUCACCAAGCUGGAGUUGGAACCCUGUCUCCUGAUUCCUAGUGUUCUUUCUAAGCAUCUGGAAGCAUUUUAUCACCACGUAGAAAUGACUAGUAUAAGGAACUUCCAGAAUUUAGAAGGCACUGAGGCACAGCUCAAUAAAGCCUCCCAUCUGUGCAUGUUGCUCUGUUCAGUUUACAGCCAAGUUGCAGGAAGGACUCCUUCCACUGAUCCCUCAUUUGGGGCAUUUUAUUUAUUUAUUUUUAACGUUUAUUUAUUUUUGAGACAGACACAAAACGCAAGCAGGGGAGGGGCAGAGAGCGAGGGAGACACAGAAUCCAAAGCAGGCUCCAGGCUCUGAGCUGUCAGCACAGAGCCCGACGUGGGACAUGAACCCACAAACCGCAAGAUCAUGACCUGAGCUGAAGUCAGACACUUACCAACUGAGUCACUCAUGUGCCCCCUUAUUUAUUUUUGCAGUGAAUGAUUUUUUUUUUUUUUAACUUUUAAUUUACUUAGAGGGACUUUUCAAGAAGAUAAUUCAUUCUUCAUCUGAUUCAAGUAUGAAAGCAACAUUAAAAAGGGAGCCUAUCUUUUCCCUCAUAGGUAGCCAUUUUUCUAGUAUCUUACAUAUCUCAGUGUUUCUUCAUGGAAAUACAAGAAAAUGUGAACAUAUAUAAAACUUAUUUCCUUGUUCCACGGAAAGAGGUGUAUAUUUACACUCUCAGCCCCUUGCUGUGUUCAUGAAACAAUACAAUCUUUAGAGAAACAGCCAGCCUCCUCUCUGUUUACAGGUGGACAGUAUCUCAUUUGCUGAUGCUCCAUACUUUAACACACUGGUGUAAAUGCACAACCACUACUUUGAAAUGUUACAAAUUAUUUCAUUCUCCUCCCAAAUGUACUUCAAGUCAAACUUUAAAGCUAACUUCCACGUGAGCUGGAAACAGCCACGUGAGCUGGAAAACAGGGUUUUGGCAAUAGAGGUGGACAUAAUUCUUCUACAGAGAAAUGCAGAGUGAUGGGGAUGGUUUCAGUCUCGUGUAUUUAGCUCUGUUAGGUAUUCUCAGCAUUUCAAACCAUUAGUGUCGCCGCUUAUGGGUAACUGUAGGUCUUCUCAAAAUCCUAAAUUUUCUCAAGAUUGUAUUUUACUGUAUCUUGAGGUUUAACUAUUUCCAAAGGAAAUACAUAUAGAUUUUAAAGUGAAGAAGAUAUAGUAGACUUAAGUUUGAAAUAAAUCAACUUCUCAAGUAACACCUAUUCCAUUCAGUAAUAUGAGACAUACACUCUAAUAAUCUGAGUUUGUAAGCAUCACAGGUACCUCUGCAUAUGCCAAAACAGCAUGUUUGGAUAAUUCCAUUAUAUCAGCUCUUAAAAGAUUUAAAAUAUGAACAGAUCAGGAUUUUAAAGGAUAUAGUUCUAAUGGAUUGUUUUUACAGCUGCAAUUGAAGAUUGAAUGUUUGGUUUGUUUUGUGCUUGUUUUGUUUUCACAGCUUUUCAAAAAUUCUAAAUUUUCUCAAUAACUGAUAAAAUGCCAAGAAAGAAAAGAUGUUAUCUGUGCUGUAGGGGCAUAUACCACUCGAGUGCAGUGAUGGUUAACAUGAUUAAAACUACUGACAGUUCACCAAA
Molecule: messenger RNA, 4052 nt
Organism: Lynx canadensis (Canada lynx)
Lineage: Eukaryota; Metazoa; Chordata; Mammalia; Carnivora; Felidae
Gene: ZSCAN23
Product: zinc finger and SCAN domain containing 23
Exons: 4
Coding region: 209-1471 (420 amino acids)
Biological process (GO): regulation of transcription by RNA polymerase II
Molecular function (GO): DNA-binding transcription factor activity, RNA polymerase II-specific; RNA polymerase II cis-regulatory region sequence-specific DNA binding
Source: RefSeq, a predicted model, not a curated record